Messenger RNA from Fusarium vanettenii 77-13-4, 1493 nucleotides. RefSeq lists its product as uncharacterized. Bases 286 to 1098 code for a protein of 270 amino acids. The transcript has a single exon. Lineage: Eukaryota; Fungi; Ascomycota; Sordariomycetes; Hypocreales; Nectriaceae. The record is from RefSeq and is a predicted model, not a curated record.
CCUUGCUGGGCCACAUCAUCACCUCUCAUCAAAACCGACAAACCCUUCUCCAUCUCCGACUACCACACCCCGUCGUUUUCCUCCUCUCUCCCUUUGUUCUGCUGCAAGGGAUUGACGUGUCUUGAUUUCCCACCAUCAAUCGCAAUCGACAACUGGAGCUUGCGGGGCAUCCUCUGGAGCAAGUCAGAUCAAGCCAUCUCAUACCAUCGCCAGCCGAUCGCCCUCCCUUCUUUUUCUCGCCGAAAGUCUUCUAGGGUCGAAACCCCCCGGGAAAAAAACGCCAGCAUGCGCUUCUCAUCCGCCGUCUUCUUCGCGGGCAACGCGCUCGCCAUCGCCCAGCAAGAGUGUCUCGCCCAGAACAGCGCUGACCUGGCCGCUUACGCCGACUGCGCCGACCAGUCCGCCCUCGCUGCGUGCCUCUCCAAGCUCGAAUCCACCGAACAGCCCGCUGUCCAGGGCUGCUACACCGACGCUGGCUGCUCCUCCCAGGAGGCUAUCGCCGAGGCUCGCCGCACAUGGCAACGAUGCGAGGAGCUCGCCAAGGGUGAGGACCUCAAGAAGCGCUUCCCGGCCGCUCCUCUUCCCACCAUCGCUCCCCGUGUCGCCGCCGCCAACCCUACCCUUUUCAAGCGAGAAGGCGCCGACACGUCGUCUGGCAAGGACUGCUUGACCGCCAAGGUCAAGGACACGACAGCUUGCGACGUCAAGACCAAGAGCGGUACGGCCGAGACGGGAUCCUGCUCCUCCAUCACCACCACCACGAGCACCUGCCGUGACGAUGUCAUCUGCACCAUGCUCGACAACAGCAACGAGACCAUCUGCCUGGUCAAGAAGGAGAUGGACACGGCCGGCAUCAUCAUCGCCAUCGUCUUUGCCGGUGCCCUCGCCCUCAUGAUGGGUUACCUGACCUUCAUGUGCUGCAGAGACAAGAAGGAGCAGAAGCGUCUCGUCGCCAAGUCCGAGGCCGUCGCUCUCGCCCGUGCCGCCACCAAGAAGCAGCGCGCCGCUCAGCGCCAGCCCCUCAUCCGCAACGCCUCUGGUCAGUCGAACCCAUCAAACGCCGGAGCCAACCCCUUCCAGGACCAGACCCGAAUCUAGGCGGAACGGUCCGUCCGAGGAAGAGAGUCGGGAAGGCUUUCCAGCGUCUGGGAGGAGCCUUCAUGGGCACCGCAACCCCAACGCUGAGCUGUCUCUUUUUGAACGCGUCAGGGGGAGUCUAUAUUUGACUCGGUUCAAGGCCAUGGGGCGAGGGUUACGUCUUUUUUGAUACCUUUUUGUCAGGCCAGGGAACAACAACAACAUCAACAACAACUUCAUGUUUUGAGUAUUUCGGAGCAAUGGGAAAGGAUAAAGUCUGCAACUUUGUGUGUGAAUGUCAUCUACGAAACCAAAGGGGGAGAAGCCUAGACGUUGAAUUAAAGUAUUACCUGUACUUCCAUGCCAUUGCCACAUAAUUACUGCUUCUGUAGUUACGUGCUUCCAUUGCCUUCCUC